Messenger RNA from Penicillium arizonense, 687 nucleotides. RefSeq lists its product as uncharacterized. The record is from RefSeq and is a predicted model, not a curated record. NCBI's taxonomy places the organism in Eukaryota, Fungi, Ascomycota, Eurotiomycetes, Eurotiales, Aspergillaceae. The transcript has 5 exons. The coding region runs from base 1 to 687 and encodes 228 amino acids.
AUGCGAUUUUCUUUAUUAGAUAUAAGGUUGGUAUACGGCGAUGAAUAUACUAAGGUCUCUCUCGCCCAUUCUAUCUCCCUUACCGACUUCUACUUCCUAAACCCAGAAAUCGACGCAAACUACACAAACCUCCUGCUUAACGAGGCAUACUAUGUCAAGGCCGUUGGUUCAAUCACUAGCUACGCAAACUACACGGUGACUAGAGUAUUGCCUAUCACCGUCACGCCCGUUAACUUCACCAACGUGAAUACUAACAUUCCUACGGCCACAAGCGAUCCUUGCUAUAUAUAUACGGGAGCGGCGCUCCUUCCCACCGCUUCGGGCACUAUCCUAGACUACUAUGACUACGAAAAUCCUUCCAACUAUACUUCUGAGUGUGUGGCGAUGGCGACAUUUUGGGGCAUUAUAAUGAAACAAAUGGUCACUUGGAAUCCAAGUCUUGUGAACAACGCAAGCACCUAUGAGCUCAACAUGGAAAACAGCUACUGUAUCCUACGGUAUGAAAAUAGCACUGCCUCGACGGAGGAUACUGAUAGUGGGCUCUGUCUUCCCAUGAAUGCUAUGGAGGCUGGAACGGCAUCUAACUACAAUUGCUUCACCUCCGUCGACCUGUCUUACUCUAACGUAUACACCUACGACGACAUCAUUUACGAUUACAGCCUGACUAUGGACGACCUUGUGUCCUAG